Molecule: messenger RNA, 1648 nt
Organism: Phragmites australis (common reed)
Lineage: Eukaryota; Viridiplantae; Streptophyta; Magnoliopsida; Poales; Poaceae
Product: putative squamosa promoter-binding-like protein 19
Exons: 4
Coding region: 16-1248 (410 amino acids)
Cellular component (GO): nucleus
Molecular function (GO): DNA binding
Source: RefSeq, a predicted model, not a curated record
CUCCCACAGGACCCGAUGGAAAUCGGGGAUCCAGCGGGGCCGGGAACCGUGUUUCGGAUCAGGACGGGAAUCGGGAGGUCGGGGCGGGGGCUAUCAGAUCACUCAUUUGCUUCUUCGCUCCCUGCCGGCCUCUGCCUGCGUCGCGUGCCACGGCCAAGAUCCAUGCUUUCCGCCCAUAUAUAUCCCCACCUACACUGUUCGCUCCCCACCUGCCCCGCCUCACUCCACUGUGCUGCUGCCUCCUCGUCUUCCUCCGAUCGGCGGCGGCUUUUCUUGGCUGGCGGCAUGGACUGGGCAUCGGUUUCCGGGGCGACGUCUUGGGGCGCGGUGGCGGACCCCGGUCCGACCAUGGUGUCCUUCGCUCGCCCGUCCUCCUCCACCUCCCCCGUCGCUGAGGCGCGGCUCCAUGAUUUCACCGUCGACCUCGUCCAGCGCGCGCGGCCGGUGGGGGUGCCGGGAGCAGGGAGGAGGGCACGCGCGGCGGGCGGCGGCAGCGGCGUGGAGGCCUGCUCCGUCGACGGGUGCCGGUCCGACCUCAGCCGCUGCCGCGAGUACCACCGGCGGCACAAGGUCUGCGAGGCGCACUCCAAGACGCCAGUGGUGGUCGUCAGCGGCCAGGAGCAGCGGUUCUGCCAACAAUGCAGCCGGUUUCACAUGCUGUCUAAGUUCGACGAGGGGAAAAGAAGUUGUCGGAAGCGUUUGGAUGACCAUAAUAGGCGCCGAAGAAAGCAACAUCAUGAUGUGACGAAUCUGGGGGGUCUCUUUCCAUACCACCAAGUGAAUGAAUUUGCAAUCUAUCCACGAACAAUUCCGACAGCGGGCCAGAAUUCUGACGCCAUGCACAUGGUCGAUCCUCAGCCACCCUUCUCCAUCUCUUUCUCAGGAACCUUCAAGGCGCCAAAGCAGUUCCCUUUCUCGCACGACGGUGGUAGCAUGCUCAGCGCAUCCCGCCAUGGUCUUCUUCUGGAUCAAGAUAGCAGCCGCACUAGAAGCAGCACAUGCAACCGUCUCUCGGGCACACUGGACCCCGAGUGUGCUCUCUCUCUUCUGUCAUCGUCGCUGCAUCCUCCCUCCCCUGCCCGAAUCCCCACCGCAGUUAUAGCGCAGGAUGCCUCUUUGCUCGCUCGGUUUGCUCCCGCGUCACAAGCUGCAACCACCGUGUUUGCAUCUGGUGGUGGUCACCAUGUGUUGGUUCCUGAUGCUGUGUUUGAGGAUCCUUCACAGGCACUGCCAUUCCCUUGGGAGUAGCAGAGUAGGGUGUAAAAUGUGUUGUUGUGUUUCUGAAGAGUGCUCAAUUGCUGGUAGUAACAGAAUCAGGCUGUGGCCCUCUAGAUCAAGUGGACUGGUCAAGACAAGUACUGCCCUCUGGAUGAUGGAGGUGGUGGCUGUUGUGCAGAUUGUUUAGCAGAUUAAUUUAAUUCUGUUCUGUUCAUAAUAUUGUACAUUUCUGUGCAUAUUUUGUAGCAAAAUAAAUGCAUAUAUGCAAUAUUGGCCCUCAAUGCGUACGGCUCCUGAUGGCCGUAGUCUGGGAUGCAUUCAGCGAGCAAUAGUACAGAUUUUCCCAGGCCAAUGCUGUUGACAAUGGGCUGGUUGAGAUGGGCCAGCGUUGUUUUGGUCGGUCCAAGGCUAGUGACAUGUGCUGGUUUGA